AUGGCCUCGUUUCGUAAGGGCCUUUACAAGUUUUUUACUAGAGAUGAAGGUGAUGUCAUAUUAGAAACAUGUAACGAGGGUGAAAUGGUCAAUAUGAUGAUGCCUCAAAGACAAGAAGGUCAGGAGAAGCAUGAAUUCAUAAAAGCUCAUUUCAAAUUCCUUAACUGUGUGGUUAGUAGACCUAUGAUGAACAUUAUCAAAAUUGAGGAUGUUAAAAAGUGUAUUGAAGAUGUUAUCAAAUGGAAUGAGCUUGAGGAAAAAGUAUUCAAGCAAAAAUCUAAACUUGAGUGGCUGAGGUUGGGUGAUGGUUCAACAUCAAUGGAUGUCACUAUAACCUUUUUGCAAGCAAGACGUGAGAUUAGGCAAGGUGACCCCAUAUUCCCUCUCAUUUUUGUUGUCAUUAUGGAGUAUUUGAACAUAAUCUUACACAAAAUGCAGAGGAACCAUGAUUUUAAUCAUCAUGUCAAAUGUGAGAAGCUUCGCAUUACUAAUUUGUCCUCUGCAGAUGACUUUCUGUUGUUUUUAAGAGGUGAUUAUAAAUCUAUUGAGCUUAUAAUGAGUGCAUUCAACAACUUAUCAAUGUCAUUUGGUCUUAAAGCAAAUCUUGAAAAAUGUAGAAUUUAUUUUGGAGGAGUGGAUGAUAGCAUAAAGAAGAACACUAUCAGCCUAACUACUUUUAGAGAGAGCCCCCUCCCUUUCAGGUGCUUGGGUGUGCCUCUGACUUGCAAAAAGCUCUCCAUCCACCAUUACAUGACUUUGGUAGAUGAGAUAGUAUGA
Messenger RNA from Vicia villosa (hairy vetch), 777 nucleotides. RefSeq lists its product as uncharacterized. The transcript has 4 exons. NCBI's taxonomy places the organism in Eukaryota, Viridiplantae, Streptophyta, Magnoliopsida, Fabales, Fabaceae. The record is from RefSeq and is a predicted model, not a curated record. The coding region runs from base 1 to 777 and encodes 258 amino acids.